GAGCGACGAGAAUCGACAUUUCCGCAAUCAACACCGCAACAAUGGCACGAUCCAAGGCAGUAGCAAAGAAAGAGACGAAGAAGGCCGAGGCGCCCGUUGCCACCAAGGAUGUGAGCAGCACACCCUACCAGCUGGACCCGGCGCAGGUCGAGCGGGCGGCAAAGGCCCUCGUUGCGCAUAUGAAGAAGCACGCGCAGGAGAAGGAGAGCAAGGACGGGAAGAAGAACUUGGCUGCCGACGAGGACGAGGCCGAGGACAACGACCAGCCCAUCUUCCUCAGCGUCUCCACCAAGCAGCACGUCAGCAAUACCAACCGUCUGAAGCCUGCCAAACUCCCUCUUCCUCACCCAAUCAUCGCCAGCGACGCCAAGAUUUGCAUCUUCACAAAGGACCCGCAGCGGGCGUACAAAGACCUCGUCGCCUCUGAUGCUUUCCCAGCUACCCUCCGCGAGAAAGUCGGGCGCGUGAUUGGCAUCGACAAGCUGAAGAAGAAGUUCAAGUCCUUCGAGCAGAAGCGCGCUCUCCUGACUGACUACGAUGUCUUCAUGGUCGACGACCGUGUCAUCAAGAUUGUCGCCGAGUUCCUCGGGAAGACCUUCUACCAGAGCAAGGCCAAGCGACCAAUCCCCAUCAGGCUCACCGCAGGCGCCUUCGUCGACAAGACGGCCCAGAAGGACAAGAAGGAGCCCCAGAACGUGGUUGGAACACCCCAAGGCGUGGCCAAGGAGAUCGAGGCCGCACUCAACUCGACAUACCUCAGCAUGAGCGCAUCAGCCAACACCUCAAUCAAGAUCGGCAGGCUCUCCAUGACCGCCGACCAGAUCAAGGAGAACACUGAAGCUGUCAUUGCCGCCAUCAUCCCGAAACACAUUGAGCAAGGCUGGAAGAACAUCCGCUCGCUGCACAUCAAGGGCCCCGCCACAAAAGCCCUGCCCGUCUGGCUCGCUGAUGAGCUCUGGGCCGACGAGGCCCAAGUCCUCGAGCAGCCAUGGAGGGGCGCCAUCACCGCCGGCGAGAAGGGCAAGUCUGCCGAGCGCAAGAGGAAGUGGGAUGAGUGGGAGGAGGAGCUGCUGGACGACGAUGUGCUCGAGGUCAGGAAGGCCAAGAGAGAGGCCAAGAAGGCGAAGAAGGACAAGGCGCCAGAGAAGAAGAGCUCCAUCAGCAAGGAGAAGAGGAAGGCGCUGAAGAAGGAGGCACUCUCGUCGGUGCAGACACCGUUGAUUGCGGGUUGAGUGCGUGGCUCGCGCGUGGCACUUGCAUAAGACGGCGCAUGGGUGUUGGCGUUCGGGCGCUCAAAAUACUGGUUUCAAGCUGGUGUGAUAUACCACGUACGAGUCUUUGGUAGUUCAUAGACAUAUUGCCUUGUUCACAUUACGCCUCGCCCUGUCGUACUCAUACUAUACAUCGUGUUACAGUUACCUUGACCCAAUACACAUUACUCCCAAAACGCCUUGCCAACUCACACUCCCCACGAUCUCACAGCUCAACAACCUCCUGCUCACUCACUCCCUCCCAACUCGCCUUCUCCGCCGAGAAGUACGUCUCGAAAACAUC
This is a messenger RNA of Dothidotthia symphoricarpi CBS 119687, 1554 nucleotides long. RefSeq names its product ribosomal protein L1. The transcript has 2 exons. NCBI's taxonomy places the organism in Eukaryota, Fungi, Ascomycota, Dothideomycetes, Pleosporales, Dothidotthiaceae. The record is from RefSeq and is a predicted model, not a curated record. Bases 42 to 1232 code for a protein of 396 amino acids.